AUGCGCUUCCGAGCCCUCGUUACGGCCACCGCCGCCCUCCUCUCCUCCACCACCACCGCCAUCGAGCUUAACAUCCAGUCCGACGACUCGAUCAAAAAUGCCGCCUCCGAAAUCGCCCAUGACAUGAUGACCUGGUACAUUGGCAACCAAACCGGCCAGACCCCAGGCAUUCUCGUCCCCGUCGAUGUAUACUACUGGUGGCUGGCCGGCGCCAUGAUGGGCACGCUGAUAGAUUACUGGUACUACACCGGCGACGACAGCUACAACGACAUCGUGACCGAAGCCAUCCUAUGGCAAGCCAGCGACACGCGCGACUUUAUGCCGCCGAACCAGACGAAGACGGAGGGCAACGACGAUCAAGCGUUCUGGGGCUUUACUGCAAUGACCGCAGCGGAGUACAAGUUCCCGAAUCCGCCCUCAGACCAGCCGCAGUGGCUGGAGUUGGCGCAGGGCACGUGGAAUAGUCAGCAGUUGCGCUGGGAUACGGGUUACUGUGGUGGAGGGCUGCGGUGGCAGAUCUUUCCGUGGAAUACAGGGUAUGAUUACAAGAAUACGCCAAGCAACGCUGGUUUCAUCAAUUUGGGUGCUCGGUUGUAUGCCUAUACUGACAACGAGACCUACGCCGAAUGGACGGAAAAGGUCUGGGACUGGCUCGUCGAAACCGACCUCAUCACCGACGAGACCAACCCGCCAGCUUGGCGCAUCCUCGACGGCAGCUGGAUCCGCGACAACUGCACCAUCACGAGCCCCAUCCAAUGGAGCUACAACAUCGGGAUGCUGCUCAACGCCGCGGCCGUAAUGUGGAACGCCACUGGAGACGCGAAGUGGGAGGAGCGCGUUAAUGGGAUCUGGAGCGCUACUGGACCCUUCUUUCACGACCAAAUCAUGUUCGAAGCCGCCUGCGAAAAGCGCGGCAACUGCAACACGGAUCAACUCUCCUUCAAAGCCUACCUCUCCCGCUUCCUCGCCGCCAGCACCAAAUGGAUGCCCCAGCUCUACGACUCCGUCUCCCCCUACCUCGCCGCCUCCGCCCAAGCUGCCGCGUCCCAAUGCACGGGCACCAUCGGCGGCCUCGUCGGUAGCGCCUGUGGCUUCGAGUGGUCCGAGGCGCCGACGUGGGACGGCACGUAUGGGUUCGGCCAGCAGAUGGAUGCGCUGGAGGUGGUGUUGAGCCAGCUGAUUCAGGGGGCGGAUCAUCCUGUUACGGCGAAGAAGGGCGGGAUUUCCAAGGGGGAUCCGUCGGCGGGGACGGGUGGGGACGGGACGGUGUCGAGUGUGCCAAUGCGGGAGAUUACGACGGGUGAUAAGGCCGGCGCGGGGGUGUUGACGGCUGCGGUAUUGGUUGCGUGGGUGGGGGGUGCUUGGUGGAUGGUUUCGUAG
Molecule: messenger RNA, 1380 nt
Organism: Saxophila tyrrhenica
Lineage: Eukaryota; Fungi; Ascomycota; Dothideomycetes; Mycosphaerellales; Extremaceae
Exons: 3
Coding region: 1-1380 (459 amino acids)
Biological process (GO): carbohydrate catabolic process; fungal-type cell wall biogenesis
Molecular function (GO): mannan endo-1,6-alpha-mannosidase activity
Source: RefSeq, a predicted model, not a curated record